This is a messenger RNA of Miscanthus lutarioriparius, 723 nucleotides long. Lineage: Eukaryota; Viridiplantae; Streptophyta; Magnoliopsida; Poales; Poaceae. The record is from the annotation of a GenBank genome assembly.
AUGCCGAAGAGAGGCAACACCUCGAGCCUACUAGACAAGAUGCGUGCAAGGUUAUCUAGUGGCCAUUUCAGAAUGUUCAAUGAGAAGCUAUACACUUCCAGUGGAGAGUAUGCGUUUGACUACUUCAAAAAUGACCCUAAUCUUUUUUAUGUGUAUCAUACAGGAUAUCAAGGGCAGAUGUCACACUGGCCUGAACAACCAGUGAAUGUAAUAAUCAAUUGGUUGAAGAGUCACAGUGCAUCAUGGACUGUUGCUGAUUUUGGCUGUGGCAAUGCCGCAGUUGCAAAAAAUGUGGAGAACAAGGUUUUCUCCAUUGAUCUUGUUUCAGAUGAUCCUUCAGUGAUUGCUUGUGAUAUGGCUCAUACUCCAUUGGAGCCAUCCUCUAUAGAUGUUGCAAUAUUUUGUCUUUCUUUGAUGGGAAUCAACUAUCCAAGUUACUUAGAGGAAGCAAAUAGGGUUCUCAAGCCAAGUGGUUGGCUUGUUAUUGCUGAAGUGCGAAGUAGGCUAGACCCGAACAACGGAAGUGCUGAUCCUGAAAAGCUUUCUAAAGCCAUUAUCGAGCUUGGCUUUUCGCUUGUUUCAAAGGAUGUGAAAAAUAAAAUGUUCAUUCUGUUCUACUUCAGGAAAAAGGAAAAAAGUAACGGUGGCAAAGAGCAUCGAUUGGCCCCAGUUGAAGCCGUGCUUGUACAAACGGCGAUGAGCCGAUUGUCUCGUAUCCACUAG